GACUGCUAUUCGCUACCAUACGUCGACAAGUUCGCUGUUCAUGGAAAAAAUAUAAUUUUCCUAUUCAAUUUGAACAAAAAGGGGCCGCAGAUAUUAACCACACCAAGGCUUAGCCCCAAAGAAUGAUGCUUUUCAUGCUGCUGUUCAGUCGGCAGGGCAAGCUACGGCUGCAGAAGUGGUACAUGGCCUAUCCGGAUAAGGUGAAAAAGAAGAUCACCCGGGAGCUGGUGACCACGAUACUGGCCCGCAAGCCCAAGAUGUGCUCGUUCCUGGAGUGGAAGGACUGCAAAAUCGUAUACAAGAGAUAUGCCAGCUUGUACUUCUGUUGUGCCAUCGAGCAGAACGACAAUGAGCUGCUGACCCUAGAAAUCAUCCAUCGCUAUGUGGAGCUGCUGGAUAAGUACUUUGGCAGCGUUUGCGAGCUGGACAUCAUAUUCAAUUUCGAGAAGGCGUAUUUCAUCCUGGAUGAGCUGCUAAUUGGCGGCGAGAUCCAGGAGACAUCAAAGAAGAAUGUACUUAAAGCGAUUGCCUCACAGGAUCUGCUACAAGAGGACUUCAACGAGUAUCUGAACUAGAAGAAAAUCCCAUACCAUACCCAAAAAAAAAACAUGUGUAAAUCUCUGUGUAAAAUAUACUAUGAUGUAGAGCACCUGCCCCAGGGGGGCCUCCACCCCGACAAAAGGGUUGGGUAGUGGAGAGUCUAGGUCAGAUCAGUCGAGCUGUAUAUAUUAUACAUAUAUGUAUGCAACAUAUGCAAAGCUUCUUUCCCCUCUUUGCGCUGUGAUGUUUCGUGUUCUCUUGCAUCGCCCAUUCACCAUUCGCUCACUCACAAAUGUGCCGUGAAAAUCGGAAAAACAAAACAUAAUACUACUUACCAAUCACAGAACACAUCUGAAUACAGCCACUGAAACUACAUACACGCAUACAUACACAUGUACUAUUGCUACUACUAUUUCUUCCAUCUACUCUUCUCGUUCUUAUUGUUCUCUCUAUUCUGUGUACUCCAGGACGAAGCCGUUGAGGGCACUUUAAGAGAUAUUGGACUACUCUAAAAAACAAGACAAAUUCCGUAGAAUCCAUGUAGUUGAUAUUUACACACACAAACACACAACCCACACACGAACAGCAAUCCUCUGCGCACAGACACAUGCACACAGCACUCUUGUGACACUUGCCAACACUUAAAAGCUCAAUGUGUAUGCGUAUGUGCGUGUGUGUGUGUGAGUUGGGGCUGUUGUACAGCACUGAAACCAUGAAGCUGAUGAAGAGGAAGCAAGGGAGGCUGCUCCAAAGCAAUAAAACCCACAGAGAAAAGCAAAAUAAA
Drosophila obscura is the source of this 1324-nucleotide messenger RNA. It is a transcript of the gene AP-1sigma, whose product is annotated as AP-1 complex subunit sigma-2. Gene Ontology annotation, molecular function: clathrin-cargo adaptor activity. Gene Ontology annotation, cellular component: intracellular membrane-bounded organelle; membrane coat; AP-1 adaptor complex. The transcript has 5 exons. NCBI's taxonomy places the organism in Eukaryota, Metazoa, Arthropoda, Insecta, Diptera, Drosophilidae. Bases 123 to 575 code for a protein of 150 amino acids. The record is from RefSeq and is a predicted model, not a curated record. Gene Ontology annotation, biological process: intracellular protein transport; vesicle-mediated transport.